Messenger RNA from Monopterus albus (swamp eel), 1527 nucleotides. RefSeq names its product chloride intracellular channel 2 (gene clic2). The record is from RefSeq and is a predicted model, not a curated record. The transcript is spliced from 6 exons. Gene Ontology annotation, molecular function: chloride channel activity. Gene Ontology annotation, biological process: chloride transmembrane transport; negative regulation of ryanodine-sensitive calcium-release channel activity. The coding region runs from base 294 to 1025 and encodes 243 amino acids. NCBI's taxonomy places the organism in Eukaryota, Metazoa, Chordata, Actinopteri, Synbranchiformes, Synbranchidae.
CUCCCCCUGGCUAGUACACUGUGCUCAGAGUGAAAGCCUCCAAGGAGCACUCAGACAAAACACCAGCAGCUGUGAGGUGCAACUCCUUCUUCUGACACCCACAGCCACAAAGACAUUUGAAACCAGAGCAGCACAUGUUCAAGGGCACUGUUAUCAGUUUCCUCUCUAGUUUUGCGAAUAUUUUGCGGUGACUCCCACCCCCCCAAAAAAGACCAAUUGACCUGAGGAGAAGUUUUCAUUGGAACAAGUACUUAGAAUUUUAAAAAGUAUAUAAAACUUUUUUGGGGGACAACAUGGCACUUCUGCAGAUUUCUGAAAAGGAGCCAAGCAUCGAGUUGUUCAUCAAGGCUGGACAUGAUGGUGAGAAUGUAGGGAACUGCCCGUUCUGCCAGAGGCUCUUCAUGGUCCUGUGGCUGAAAGGAGUGAAGUUUACAGUGACCACUGUUGACAUGAGGAAGAAACCAGCUGAGCUCAAGGACCUGGCCCCAGGGACAAACCCUCCUUUUCUCCUCUACAAUGGCACCCUCAAAACAGAUUUCAUCAAAAUUGAGGAGUUUCUGGAACAAACACUGGCCCCUCCCAGGUAUCCUCAUCUCAGCCCACUAAACAAAGAGUCCUUCGAUGUGGGUGCUGACAUUUUUGCAAAGUUUUCUGCUUUCAUCAAGAACAACCCAAAUAAUGCCUUCCAUGAGAAAAACCUGCUGCGGGAGUUCAAACGCCUAGAUGACUAUCUGAACUCCCCACUCCCUGAGGAGAUUGACCACAACUCGAGCGAAACCAUCAUCUCCAAGAGGAAGUUCCUGGAUGGUGACCUACUCACCUUAGCUGACUGCAACCUGCUACCCAAACUGCAUGUUAUCAGGGUUGCUUCCAAGAAGUACUGCGAGUUUGACAUUCCCGCCGAGUUCACAGGCGUGUGGCGAUACCUUCAAAAUGCCUACGAGAGAGAAGAGUUCAAACAGACAUGUCCAGCUGACAUUGAAAUCGAGAAGGCUUACUUUAACGUGGCCAACCAGAGGAAAUAAACUUUUCAUUCUCUGUAAUCCAUGUUCUGUUUUUACCACAUGUAACCAUGCGUAUAAAGAUCUGUAGAGAGCGUUACAACCUACAAGAAGUAUCUGUGACAGUGAGUCACACACUGGUCCAACUGAAGCACCUUGAAUUGCUGUUGCAGUACAACUUGUGGGCACGCUAAAACAAAGUGUUUUAUUGGUUGUAUCUACUGGCUAUUCCUUCAUUGUCACUAAGCAAAAUUAUGUUUGUAUGCCACAUUGAAAAGGCCAAACGUGCAAUUGACUGAAAAUGUAAUUUAGCAGAUUUGUUGUUGUUGUUUAUAGUGUAAAUACACAUUUUUUCAUUCUUUUAUGACCAAAUACCCCCAUUAAAAAUAUAUUAUAGUGUUAGUGUGAGCAGCAUCUUCACAAACAGUUCAUUUUUAUACAAAACAUGAAAUACACUUUUUGUAUCUUGUACAGUAUGAUGUGGUUAUAUUGUUUCACACUAAUAAAAAACACCUGAUUCACUUGU